Molecule: messenger RNA, 3665 nt
Organism: Leucoraja erinaceus (little skate)
Lineage: Eukaryota; Metazoa; Chordata; Chondrichthyes; Rajiformes; Rajidae
Product: snake venom metalloproteinase BpirMP-like
Exons: 6
Coding region: 362-1060 (232 amino acids)
Biological process (GO): positive regulation of cellular extravasation; regulation of cell-cell adhesion; positive regulation of membrane protein ectodomain proteolysis
Molecular function (GO): metalloendopeptidase activity; cell adhesion molecule binding
Source: RefSeq, a predicted model, not a curated record
AGAGAAGGCAGGUACGGGAUACUGAGUUGGAUGAUCAGCCAUGAUCAUAUUGAAUGGCGGAAUGGCCUACUCCUGCACCUAAUUUCUAUGCUUCUAUGUUUCUAUCCUAUCACAGCCAGAGAGCAGUGCUGAACUACUAUCUUCCUCUUUGGUGACAGUCGGACUAUCCUUGAUCAGACUUUGCUGGCUUUAUCUUGCACUAAACAUUAUACCCUUAUCAUGUAUCUAUACCCUGUAAAUGGCUCGAUUGUAUUGUCUUUCCGCUGACUGGUUAGCCUGCAACAAAGGCUUUUAACUGUACCUCGGUACACGAGACAUAAACUAAACCAAUAACCUAAAAUAACAAGUUAUUUCAUUGGUGAUGUCCUUGUUGCUUUAUGAUGUUGUGAAUGUCUCCCUGUGUAGUGGGUACAUAACAGUGGGAGACCAGGACUACACCAUCGACCCAGUGAAUGCCGGCAGUAAGAAACACAGAGUGAGCCGCUCACAACACAUCCGGACAAAGAGGCAGCUCCUGCCCUCCUCCUCCAACCUUGUGACUCACAACAGCAACUUCAGCAUUGAACUCUACCUGGUGGCAGACAGAGAGGAGUUCAUGCAAAAUGAUGGCGACCUGAAAAAGACCCAGGAUCAUUUAAUUACUCUCGCACAUCACGUCAAUCAGAUUUACCAGAAACAGUUAAAUAUCCAGAUCUUUCUGGUCGGCAUUGAAGUCUGGACAAUCGCAAACAAGGUUUUUUCCAGCGAGGAUACAGCAGAGGCCUUGGAAAACUUCAUGCAAUGGAGAACGAAGGAACUUGUGCCCAGGAAGCACCAUGACAAUGCCCAGCUUGUCAGUGGUGUGCCCUUUCAGAGGUCUCUGGGACAAGCCUACAUGAGCGAGAUGUGUUCAAAGGAGAGAAGUGGAGGAGUUGUCAAGGGUUACCAGGACGGUACCAGAGAGGUAGCUAACUACAUCGCACACGAGUUGGGACACAAUCUGGGAAUGCAUCAUGAUAAACCUAAUUGCCACUGCCCUGUCUCUUCUGGGAGCUGCUUGCUGGCGACAACAGUCACGUAAGGACAAUUAACAUUCAUCUCCUUCCAUUUAAUGAUCUUUUAUAGAGUCAGAGAGUGAUACAGUGUGGAAACAGGCCCUUCGGCCCAACUCGCCCACACCAGCCAACAAUGUCCCAUCUACACUUACCAUACUUGCCUGCGCUUUGUCCAUAACCCUCCAAACCCGUCCUAUCCAUGUACCUGUCUAACUGUUUCUUAAACAAUGGGAUAGUCCCAGCCUCAACUACCUCCUCUGUCAGCUUGUUCCAUACCAAGAUGAGGUGAACUUUUUUCACACAGAGAGUGGUGAAUCUCUGGAACUCUCUGCCACAGAGGGUAGUUGAGGCCAGUUCAUUGGCUAUAUUUAAGAGGGAGUUAGAUGUGGCCCUUGUGGCCAAGGGGAUCAGAGGAUAUGGAGAGAAGGCAGGUACGGGAUACUGAGUUGGAUGAUCAGCCAUGAUCAUAUUGAAUGGUGGUACAGGCUCGAAGGGCCGAAUAGCCUACUCCUGCACCUAAUUUCUAUGUUUCUAUACACCCACCACCCUCUGUGUGAAGAAGUUACCCCUUGGAUUCCUAUUAAAUCUUUUCCCUUUCACCUUGAACCUAUGUCCUCUGGUCCUCGAUUUCCCUACUCUGGGCAAAAGACUCUGUGCAUCUACCCGAUCUAUCCCUCUCAUGAUUUCAUACACCUCUAUAAGAUCUCCCCUCAUCCUCCUAAGCUCCAUGGAAUAGAGACCCAGCCUACUUAACCUCUCCCUAUAACUCACACCCUCUAGUCUUGGCAACAUCCUUGUAAAUCUUUUCUGAACCCUUUUGAGCUUGACAAUAUCUUUCCUAUCACAUGGUGCCCAGAACUGAACACGAUAUUCUAAAUGUGGUCUCACCAACGUCUUAUACAACUGCAACAUGACCUCCCAACCGCUAUGCAAUACUCUGACUGAUGAAGGCCAAAGUGCCAAAAGCCUUUUUGACCACCUUAUCUACCUGCGACUCGACCAUCAAGGAACCAUGCACCUGUACUGCUAGAUCCCUCUGCUCCACAACACUACCCAGAGGCCUACCAUUUACUGUGUAGGUCCUGCCCUUGUUCAACAUCCCAAAAUGCAACACCUCACACUUCUCUGUAUUAAAUUCCAUCAACCAUUCCUCUCCCCACCUGGCCAAUCGAUCCAGAUCCUGCUUCAAUUGAUCACAACCAUCUUCACUAUCUGCAAAACCACUAACUUUUGUAUCAUCAGCAAACUUGCUAAUUAUCCCCUAUAUGUUCUCAUCCAAAUCAUUGAUGUAGAUGAAAAACAGUAACGGACCCAGCACCGAACCCUGUGGCACACCACUAGUCACAGGCCUCCAACCUUCCACCAUCACCCUCUGCUUCCUUCCAUGGAGCCAAUUUGCUAUCCAUUCAGCUAUCUCUCCUUGAAUCCCAUGUGAUCUAACUUUCCAGAGCAGCCUACCAUGUGGAACCUUGUCGAAUGCCUUACUGAAGUCCAUGUACACAACAUCUACAGCUCUGCUCUCAUCAAUCUUUUUGGUCACGUCUUCAAAAAUAUCAAUCAGAUUUGUGAGAUACAACCUCCCACGUACAAAACCAUGCUGACAGUCCCUAAUCAGCCAUUGUCCAUCCAAAUGCCUGAAUAUACUAUCCCUUAGAAUACUCUCUAAUAACUUACCAAUUCCAGAUGUAAAACUCACUGGCCUAUAGUUCCCAGCAUUUGCCCUGCAGCCCUUCUUGAAAGUAGGAACAACAUUUACCACCCUUCAGUCUUCCGGCACCUCCCCUGUAUUUAAGGACGACUCGUAAAUUUCAACCAGGGCUCCCGCAAUUUCCUCUCUAGUUUCCCACAAUGUCCUCAGAUAUAUCAGAUCAGGCCCUGGAGAUUUGUCUACCUUCAAACACGACACUACCUUCAGUACUUCUUCGUCAGUAACCCUUACUGCCCUCAAGACACUUCCAGUGACCUCUCCUCGGUAAAUACAGAGGAGAGAUACUCAUUAAAGACCUUGUCCAUCUCCUGUGACUCCACACAGAGGUGACCGCUUUGAUUCCUGAGAGGUCCCACUCUCUCUCUAGUUUCCCUUUUCCCCCUUAUAGUAAUUGGCCAACUGCAUUAUAGUAAUGAAAGAGUCACAGUUAGAUGCACAGAGUCUCUUGCCCAGAGUAGGUGAAUCGACGACCAGAGGACAUAGGUUUAAGAUACAAAACGAUACGAUGGAACUUUAUCCCAGGAGGGAAAUUGAUCAAAGGUGCAGGGGUAAAGAUUUAAUAGGAAUCUGAGGUAGACAAAAAUGCUGGAGAUACUCAGUGGGUGAGGCAGGAUCUAUGGAGCGAAAGAAUAGGUGACAUUUUGGGUCAAGACCCUUCUUCAGACUGAUGUGAUGUUGGGGGGUGGGGGUGGGAAGAAGAAAGGAAGAGGCAGAGACAGUGGGCUGAGGGAGAGCUGGGAUGGGGAGGGGAAAGGUGAGGCAGAGGUUCACCUGCACCUCCUCCAACCUCAUCUAUUCCAUCCGCCGCUCUAGGUGUCAGCUGCUCUACAUCGGUGAGACCAAGUGUAGGCUUGGCGAUCGCUUCGCCCAACACCUCCGCUCAGUUCGCAAAAACCAACCUGAUCUCCUGGUGGCUCAGCACU